GUUAUAUUAUUUUUAUAAUUUUUAUUAUUCGCAAUGACGUCAGACGUGUUUAUUUGAAUCUUUUUCUUAAGACUUAUUCAAUUUUCCUAGAGACCCAAAAGACAGCUUCAGUAAAAAAGAAAAAGAUAUGUUUACAAAUUACUUACUUGUUGGAAUAGGGUAUGGAGUAAUGCCGAUUCAAAUAUUUGGAAUAUACGUAUUGCAUAAAGCAAAAAAUAAAUUAGUUGAAAUUGAAUUUUUAAUUUUGUUGGCUAUUUUAUUAAUCGAUCUACAGAUGGUCGCUUGUCUUGCUACUCAAAUUUUGUGUGAAACUUUAAAUGCUCAAAAAGCACUUAAAUAUAUUACCAUCUACCUAAAUAUUGGUUUAUCGUUUGAACAAUACUGUAUUAUAUAUAUUUUGAUUGCCAGUAAGUUUUCUGAAAUAUAUUUUAAUUUGCGUUAUGACCAAAUUUGGAAAUACAACCGAGUUAAAGCAGCCUUGACCGUAAUAACUAUACUAUCAAUAAUGCUAACAGCAUGUUUUAUGAUAUUUGAUUUAUUAACGGUUUUAUCUUAUUUUUGCUUCGUAUAUUUAUUUCCUGUUACAAAUGGAAUUAUACUGGUUACUAUAUUUAGUACUUUUAUGUAUAUAUUUUACAAAUACUAUCAACUUUAUAACAGAAAAGUUGGCGAACUUUCUAAAUCUUCGUUUAAUGGCAAGGCAAAAAACAAAAAGAAGUUUGAACGGUUUUUUAAGAGCUUGCUUGGUUUCAGCAUUGUUGUUAACUAUGCGUUGUUUUCAAUAAUACCAGGCAUAAUCAUCGGUUGUUUAGUUAAGCUAAAACCAAGUAUCUUAUCCUAUGGUAUCUAUUUUAACACUUUCUUUUAUUUUGGUACUCUAACAGAUGUAAUAAUAUGCAUAUUUCUUUCUUCGCCAAUGAGAAAUCAAUUUAAAAAAAUGUUUAGUCAUUUAAAAACAAAAAAAGAACACAUAAGAAAAUCAACCGUACACCCAACAACAAUUUCCUUCAAUCUUGAACAACAUUUUAUGUGACAAAUAUUUUUUUUAUAAUAAAACAGAUGUAAAUUUUGAUAAACUCCUCGACUCCACUAGAG
Messenger RNA from Hydra vulgaris (swiftwater hydra), 1095 nucleotides. RefSeq lists its product as uncharacterized. Lineage: Eukaryota; Metazoa; Cnidaria; Hydrozoa; Anthoathecata; Hydridae. The record is from RefSeq and is a predicted model, not a curated record.